This is a messenger RNA of Striga hermonthica, 1221 nucleotides long. The record is from the annotation of a GenBank genome assembly. NCBI's taxonomy places the organism in Eukaryota, Viridiplantae, Streptophyta, Magnoliopsida, Lamiales, Orobanchaceae.
AUGGGGUCGGACAACAAUUAUACGGCUAAAGUAAUGAGUGGCGAUUUUGGUUACACGCUGGAAGAUGUGCCUCACUUGUCUGACUACAUUCCUCAUCUCCCUACUUAUCCCAAUCCUUUGCAAGACAAUCCUGCAUACUCAGCUGUUUAUUUCGAGUCUGAUGACGUGCACGCGUGUAUAGUCACAUGCGGAGGAUUAUGCCCCGGUCUCAACACAGUUAUCCGGGAGAUUGUAUGCGGUUUGAAUCACAUGUAUGGCGUGAAGAGAGUUGUGGGGAUAAACGGUGGGUAUGGAGGGUUUUACUCAAGGAACACAAUAGCUCUAACACCAACCACAGUUAACGAUAUCCACAAACGAGGUGGGACCAUCCUAGGGACAUCACGAGGUGGCCACGACACUAAAAAAAUUGUCGAUAGCAUUCAAGACCGAAAGAUCAAUCAGGUAUACAUAAUAGGCGGAGAUGGAACUCAGAAAGGAGCUGCAGUAAUUUUUGAGGAAAUCAGAAGACGAGGCCUCAAGGUUGCGGUUGCUGGAAUUCCGAAAACAAUAGAUAACGACAUUCCGGUGAUCGACAAGUCCUUUGGUUUUGACUCUGCUGUUGAAGAGGCCGAGCGUGCAAUUAAUGCUGCUCAUGUUGAAGCUACAAGUGUCGAUAAUGGAAUCGGUGUUGUGAAGCUAAUGGGCAAAUACAGUGGAUUUAUUGCUAUGUACGCUACCCUUGCGAGCCGUGAUGUAGAUUGCUGCCUUAUACCCGAGUCUCCUUUCCAUUUGGUGGGGCUUUUCGAGUACAUAGAGAAACGACUUAAAGAGAAUGGGCAUAUGGUUAUUGUCAUAGCCGAGGGUGCGGGACAUGACUUACUUUCCGAGAGCUUACGAUCCGAAAAUCAACAGCAAGAUGUCGGUCUUUGGAUCUCUCAAAAGAUUAAGGAUCAUUUUUCCAAGCCAAGGAAGAUGAAUAUUAAUCUCAAGUACAUAGAUCCAACUUACAUGAUUCGGGCCAUACCGAGCAAUGCAUCAGACAACGUUUAUUGCACGCUUCUCGCCCAAAGUGCGGUUCACGGAGCCAUGGCGGGAUAUACGGGCUUCACGGUGGGGCCCGUUAACGGAAGGCAUGCUUAUAUACCUUUCCAUAAAAUUAACGAGAAACAGAAGAAGGUGGUGAUCACGGACAGAAUGUGGGCACGGCUACUAUCUUCGACCAACCAGCCGAGCUUCUUGUGA